GAAGCAAGUCUUGACAUCCAUAAAUUUGAAGGAGGUUUUAAAACGGAUAAUGGCACGUACCAAAAAGAAGUCGAAAUAGAGACAGAAGAAGAGCAAGAAAAAAAGAUUAUUAAAAUUCCAUUAUUUUAG
Messenger RNA from Funneliformis mosseae, 129 nucleotides. NCBI's taxonomy places the organism in Eukaryota, Fungi, Glomeromycota, Glomeromycetes, Glomerales, Glomeraceae. The record is from the annotation of a GenBank genome assembly.